Molecule: messenger RNA, 2592 nt
Organism: Tupaia belangeri chinensis (Chinese tree shrew)
Lineage: Eukaryota; Metazoa; Chordata; Mammalia; Scandentia; Tupaiidae
Gene: LRRIQ4
Product: leucine rich repeats and IQ motif containing 4
Exons: 6
Coding region: 770-2452 (560 amino acids)
Cellular component (GO): cytoplasm
Molecular function (GO): protein binding
Source: RefSeq, a predicted model, not a curated record
ACGGAGCUACCCGCCGUGCAGCGGGGGCGGCGCGCACCGGAGCGCGCGGCCCAGGCAGCAGCGCGAUCCCGGGCGGGGCCGCGCCUGGGCCCUGAGGUCUGACCCCGCUGGCGCUGACGGUGACAACCGAUCCUGCGGGACUCCGCAGUCUCCCCGCCCUGAGUUACAGGCCCGGAGGGAUGGCGCCCCGGCUCCUCUGCAGGGAGGAAUUCCCGAGGUUUGGGGGCUCAGCUGCUAGGCCAGGGGCCACAAAGAUGAUUAUGACCUAGUCCCCGCCACCAAAGUGUGCCCAGGCCAGUAGGCCGAGCGCAGCAGACAGUAGCAUCAGCCCCAGUGAAGGGCGUGGGCUAUGGGGGCAUAAAGGGUUUAGUGAAGGGCGGGGCCAUCUGGAGGGCUUCUUGGAGGAGGCUAUAUCCGGACUGGUCAGAGCGAGGGCGGAACUGCGUGGUGCGUGCUGGCAUGCGCAGGUACUUGGCCGUGCCCAGGUCAGUACGGUGGGGAGGCAGUCGGGGCCAGGCCCUCGUGCAGCGCUGCCGGUCUUCCGAGGAGCAGAGGAACACGGCUGUUUCUGGGGUAGGGGUGGACCCCGCCAUCAGAGGGGCAGCGGCCGGCCGGACCUGGCGGGAAAGCAGGUGGAAGCAGGUGCCUCAGCCCAGGAGAGACAACAGGCCUCGCUCAAGCUGGAAGGGGGGAAUGAAUAGGCAGGGACGGGCGCGACCAAUAUCACAGGUAUUUCAGGUUUUGAGUAUUUGAUCUGUCCAUCAAGAUAAUGUCAAAGGACAUAAUAAAUUCGGGAGAACAUUCACUUAUAGUUCAUCAGAGAAGGGACCCACAGGUGUCCGCUGACAGAACAUUUUUCAUCGAUGCUUCUAAUCAGAACCUGACUGCGAUUCCGUUGGAGAUCUUAGCAUUAAAGGAGUUAGAAGAACUGCAUUUGGAAAACAACCAGAUUGAAGAAAUCCCCCAGGAUAUUCAACGUUUAAAGAACCUCCAGGUCCUCUAUUUGAACAAGAACAACCUGACGGGCCUGUGCCCAGAACUGGGGGCGCUGAGCAGCCUGGAGGGUCUGGACCUGAGCUACAACCCCUUCCUCCCUUCCUUCCCCCACGUCAUCAGCAGCCUCCGCGCGCUGCGGGAGCUCCGGCUCUACCAGACUGACCUGAGGGAGCUUCCCGUCGGCAUCUGCAAAAACCUCCACCACCUGGAGCUGCUCGGGCUGGCCAGAAACCACCUGAAAUCUCUGCCCAAGGAAGUCGUGAACCAGACCAAGCUGCGCGAGAUCUACCUGAAGCAGAACGAGCUCGAGGUGUUCCCGCAGGAGCUCUGUGUGCUCUGCAACCUGGAGGUCAUCGACGUGGAUGAGAACAGGAUUCACGCCAUCCCGGAAGAGAUCGGGCAUCUGACGGAGCUGCAGAAGCUCUACGCGGCGCACAACCGUCUGCCCUCGCUGCCGGAGUCGCUGUGCAAAUGCAGCAAGAUGGCGGUGCUCGACGUGUCCCACAACCUCCUCCACUGCAUCCCGCACUCGCUCGCCGGGCUCACGCAGAUGACGGAGAUCGGGCUGAGCGGCAACCGGCUGGAGAAGGUCCCGCGCCUGGUCUGCAGGUGGGCGCUGCACCUGCUCUACCUGCGCGACACCGGCCUGUGGGCGCUGCGGCGCUCCUUCAAGCGGCUGGGCAGCUUGCGCUUCCUGGACCUCAGCCAGAACCACCUGGACCACUGCCCGGUGCAGAUCUGUGCGCUGAAGAAUCUGGAAUUCCUGGCGCUGGAUGAUAAUAAAAUAGGGCAGCUGCCUUCAGAGUUUGGCUCACUUUCAAAGCUGAAGAUACUCGGACUCACAGGAAAUGAGUUCUCUUACUUUCCGGAGGAAAUCUUCUCCUUGGAGUCUUUAGAGAAGUUGUACAUUGGGCAGGACCAGGGGUCUAAGCUUACCUGUGUGCCAGAACACAUCGUGAAACUGCAGAGUCUGAGAGAGCUGUACAUAGAAAACAACCAUCUGGAGUACCUGCCUGAUGCCCUGGGGUCAAUGCCUAACCUGGAAGUUCUGGACUGUCGGCACAAUUUGCUUAAGCAACUUCCGGAUGCCAUUAUCCAAGCACAAGCUUUGAAAGAAUUACUGCUGGAGGACAACUUGCUCACCCACCUCCCGGAGGAUCUGGAUCACCUAGUCAGUCUGAGGGUUCUGACACUGAGGAACAAUCCCAUGGAAGAGCCCCCGAUAGAAGUGUGUGCUGAAGGCAAUGAGGCCAUCUGGAACUACCUGAAGGAAAACAGAAAUAAGAAAAUCCUGUCAACAAAGAUCCAGGCUUGGUGGCGUGGGAUGAUGGUGCGCAAAGGACUUGGGAAAUUCGAAGAGCUAGUAAAAGUUCGAAAGAAAGGAAAGAUCUCUCCAAAAGACAAGAAAGGAAAGAAAGCUGCAAAAGGAAAACCUGGGAAGGGAAAUAAGAAAUAACUCUAGAAGUCGAUGAACUGAGGUAAUGAACCCUAAUGGAUUAAGAAGGCAGAAUAUCUAGGGAUUCGAUGCUGACCACACAAAAAGUAUUCACAAAGUGGUGCUUUUUGUAAAAAUAAAGGAUUCUUACUUUUACUGAA